Pieris napi is the source of this 1281-nucleotide messenger RNA. RefSeq names its product pancreatic lipase-related protein 2-like. Gene Ontology annotation, biological process: lipid metabolic process. The record is from RefSeq and is a predicted model, not a curated record. Gene Ontology annotation, molecular function: lipase activity. The coding region runs from base 77 to 1075 and encodes 332 amino acids. The transcript has 8 exons. Lineage: Eukaryota; Metazoa; Arthropoda; Insecta; Lepidoptera; Pieridae.
UUCGUAUUGGUAUUUGGUAGGUAUAAAGUCAGUCGAACGCCACGCGUUGUUGCGUGCACACGUUGUAUAUAACGCGAUGUUCCGUGCCGUAUCUGUUGGUUGGAAAAAGUACUGGUGGGGAACAGGAGUACUCCCUGAUAGAACUAAUCGAAUAGAAGACAUUUAUCUUCGAGUCUUUAAUGGCACAACAUGCGAGGAAUAUGUCGACAUGCCAUUGGAACAAGCGCAUCGUGUGUUGGACGUCAAAGGCUUUGAUAAAGACAAACGGACGGUCUUAUACGUACACGGAUUCAUCGAAACCGCACAACAAGAGAGCGUACAGGUCAUGGUUAGCGCCCACUUAGAUGCAAGGCCGGACACAAACUUUAUACUCGUAGACUGGUCCAACAUGUCACAUGGAUCUUAUUUGGUCAAUGCAGCGAGAAACACUAAAAAGGUAGGAGCAGCAGUGGCUGAACAGGUCCACAAAUUAAUAGAAGACGGUGUACCGGUGGAGAAGCUGCAUUUGAUCGGUCACUCUCUGGGCAGUCAUGUCGCGGGCUAUAUUGCACGAGAGCUGAAAAAUAGAUACGGAAACACUGUUAAAAGGGUAACUGCAUUAGAUCCAGCAUUCCCUGGAUUUUACCCCGACGGGAUUUUAAUGGAACAUAUAGCGGAAAAAGAUGCCGAGUUCGUAGAUGUAAUACACACAGAUGCGGGAAUGUAUGGAGCUCCAGUGAGGACAGGAUCUGUGGACUUCUGGCCUAAUGGUGGGAAGAGUAUACAACCUGGCUGCCCGAGAUUUGCACCUGUACCUCUCUCAGAAGAUAACCUGUGCAGUCAUUGGCGAUCAUGGAGGUUUUACGCUGAGUCCGUUCGAAAUCCCGAAGCCUUUCCUGCGUCACCAGCGGAGUCCUAUCACAAGUUUAGAGAAAACGCGUCUCCUGAAGUAGGAAUGAUAUAUAUGGGAGCUAACUGUGAUACAAGUGCCCGAGGAUCUUUUUAUUUAACAACAAAUUCAAAAUCACCUUUUGGCAAGGGCUUGGACGGUAUUUAUUAUAAGAAAAAUAAGAAGAACAGCGAUAAAAAGAAAUGAAUCAUACUGCUUCAAUAUUUUCUUCUGUGAUGGUUCGAUUAUUAAUCUCAUAAGUAAUUUGAAUCCAGUAUUGUAAUAAACAAAGUUUUUCUCUAGACUGUAAAAUCAGCCAGAGUAAAAAUACCAAAGACAAUAAAAAAAAUUGUUCUCGAUAAAACCAAAGACAAUUAAAGCAAUUGUCUUUGGAAAAGAAAGAGAUGUUGUUU